Molecule: messenger RNA, 670 nt
Organism: Suillus subalutaceus
Lineage: Eukaryota; Fungi; Basidiomycota; Agaricomycetes; Boletales; Suillaceae
Product: signal recognition particle SRP9 SRP14 subunit
Exons: 4
Coding region: 51-425 (124 amino acids)
Biological process (GO): SRP-dependent cotranslational protein targeting to membrane
Cellular component (GO): signal recognition particle, endoplasmic reticulum targeting
Molecular function (GO): 7S RNA binding
Source: RefSeq, a predicted model, not a curated record
CACCAAAUGGACUUCAUCAAGUUGCUAGAGUGCGCGUUACUCAUGCGAGCAUGGUAUACAUCGCCUCCUGGCAAGAGUAUCAGGAAGCAGCUGAAAAUCUCUAUACAAAGUCUCCCAAUAAAGCUCGAUACUGUGUGAAGUGGAGAUCAUCAGAGGGCAAGCUCGUCCUGAAGAUUACAGAUGACACAACAUGCAUAAAGUUCAAAACUUACUCCUCAAUCUUCCUCAAUCGAUUCGAAGCUUUGAACCUAUCACUAAUGCAGAAAAUGCAGAAUAAACGCCCUACACCAAUCGUACACGCCCUGGGUGCUCCUGAUACCACUAAAGACGCAGACCAGACGCGCUCGUCGUCUCCAUUCGUUGCACAACCUGCGGGUCCUGCAGCUGGAGGUGUCAAGAAGAAGAAGCCAAAGAAGAAAAAGUAGGAACAACAUUGCUAUGCGACUUCUGUGGCUUUGUGGUAGCAUCAUCUCCUGGGGUGGAGCGAAUGUGAAUGUGCACAGUGAUUACCAGAGCGAGACCAACGUUUGUAGAUCCGAUUUGUCAAUGUGCCGUUAUUCGUUCGGACGACGGAAGUCCCAGUACCCGACCGAUCGUGAAUCGUUGAUCAUCGCUACAUUGUUCUAAUACAAGAGGCAAGCAUGUUGAGCCAUCCAUAUGGGAACGAUAG